Messenger RNA from Brassica napus (rape), 1004 nucleotides. RefSeq names its product glutathione S-transferase F6-like. Lineage: Eukaryota; Viridiplantae; Streptophyta; Magnoliopsida; Brassicales; Brassicaceae. Bases 235 to 867 code for a protein of 210 amino acids. Gene Ontology annotation, molecular function: glutathione transferase activity; glutathione binding. Gene Ontology annotation, cellular component: cytoplasm. The record is from RefSeq and is a predicted model, not a curated record. The transcript has 3 exons.
AAACAAAAAUAUUAGAGUCUGAAACUAAGAAUCAUAUACAUGACUUUUAAAUAAUCAUCUGAAAAGAGAGUAUAUAUUCAAGAUUGGUGGCGCCGAUUUGGAUUUUGUUAUUUCACUAAUCAAUCAAGAACUCUGUUUUAGUUGUAUAAAUACACUCCCUCCAUUAGUGUAUUCAUUUCAUCAAACCUCAAAGAUCUCUCACCUUUAAGAAAAAACAAAAACCAUCAUUAAUCAAUGGCAGGAAUCAAAGUUUUUGGGCACCCUGCUUCUACAGCCACGAGACGAGUUCUCAUCGCUCUCCACGAGAAAGAUCUCGAUUUUGAGCUAGUUCAUGUGGAGCUCAAAGAUGGUGAACACAAGAAAGAGCCUUUCCUCUCCCGCAACCCUUUUGGUAAAGUUCCAGCCUUUGAAGAUGGAGACUUCAAACUUUUCGAAUCAAGAGCAAUCACUCAAUACAUAGCACAUGAAUACGCAGACAAAGGGAACCAACUUCUCUCGCCUGGCUCCAAGAGCAUGGCAAUCUUGGCCAUGGGGAUGGAGAUAGAAGCUCAUGAGUUUGACUCGGUUGCUUCAAAGCUUGGCUGGGAACAAAUCUUCAAGAACUUCUUUGGUUUGACCACAGACCAAACCGUUGUCAAAGAAGAAGAGGUCAAGUUAGGGAAAGUGCUAGACAACUACGAAGCUAGGCUUGGCGAGUCAAAGUACUUGGCUAGUGAUCACUUCACAUUGGUGGAUCUUCACCACAUCCCAGUGAUUCAGUACUUGCUAGGUACUCCAACAAAGAAGCUAUUUGAAGAGCGUCCACAUGUGAGUGCUUGGGUUGCUGACAUCACUUCUAGGCCUUCUUCUCAGAAGAUCCUCGUUUAAAGUGAAGAAAGACUGAAUAAAAGUGGCCAUGAAUGAAGUCAUUGCCCAUUUCUCUUUGUGUUUGCUCUGUUUUUCAUUUUCCUUGAGAGAUUGAUCUGAAUGUAAUUUUCAGUUAUUAUGAAUAAUAAUAUAAAUAU